Messenger RNA from Sardina pilchardus (European sardine), 3045 nucleotides. Its product is annotated as SLAM family member 6-like. The record is from RefSeq and is a predicted model, not a curated record. NCBI's taxonomy places the organism in Eukaryota, Metazoa, Chordata, Actinopteri, Clupeiformes, Clupeidae. The transcript is spliced from 12 exons. The coding region runs from base 109 to 1317 and encodes 402 amino acids.
CAGCCUAAAACUUGUUAGAAGUUGGCCGGAGCGCGGCUCAUUUAAAAAACAAUCCUGCUGUGCCGUGAGCUACCUCGGUGAGAAUAGAAACUUCUUGAAAGUACAGACAUGGAUGCAAAGUGGAUUCUGCUUCUCCAUGUGGCCAUCCUUCACACAGUGACUAGUGCCCCGGAGUCUGUGCUUGCUCAAGAGGGAAAGUCUGUCAACCUGACCAUGCACAAACGUGUCAACCUGGACCCAGAUGAUGCUGUCUGGGUAUUUAAUCAAACAAGAGAUGUUGUUAGAUAUUAUCCACACCAUCCUAAAUCUCGCCAACUAAGAGUCCUAGGCCCUUAUAGGGGUAGAGUAGAGUUUAAUUGCACCACAUUCUCUCUGGAGCUGAAGAACCUGCAGAAGACUGACUGCGGACUCUAUAGAGGAGAGAUAAAUGCAGAAGGGAGAAAGACUGUUGUUGAAUACAGGCUCUCUGUUUACGAACAAGUAUCAGCCCCUGUCUUGGCUGUGGAGCCUGUCCUGUCCAGUGGUGACCUUUGUAACAUGACGGUGACCUGUACAGCUGGUGACCUCUCUCUGACCUCCACCUGUAACAGCAGCACCUGCACACAGAAGGAGCUGACUGGAUCCUCAAGCCUGGCCAUCUUUAUUAGAGAUGGAGUCAUCAUCUGCAGCCAUAGUAAUUCAGUCAGUAGGAGUCAAGCCACAGUGGACUUUGAAAAAGUGUGUCCGGCACAACAUUUUAGUGACAACCAGAAUGCGAUGAGUACUGCUAUUGCUGGAGGAUUAGUGCCAGUGGUACUUAUCAUUUGUGCGGUGCUAGUAGGUUGUGUCGUUCUCAAAAAAUGUCAAGGAAUCAAGGUGGCAAAGAGGCAAAUUAGCCCCACUAUCAUACUCCCUAGCAAGGAUCAGUCUGAUUGUGGAAAGGGUUCCCCUGCAUUUCACCAAACCCCGGGAUCAGAACUGAAGAAGCAAAACCUCUGUAAGCCUUUGGUCACACCUUCUGCUGAGGGUUCCUCUAAAUUACCCCAAACCCCAGGAACAGAACUGAAAAAGCGAAAGGCUUGGGCCACACCUUCUGUUAAGGGCCAAUACCUGGGAUCAGCAGAGAAGGAGAAAAGCUUCUCUGAGGCCUGGCCCUCACCCUCAGUUAGAUUAAUGAUAGAGAGUGAAUCCCCGGGAUCAAGGAAAAACCAAAGCCCCUCUAAGAACAAGCCCUCUUUUGCUGUGGUAAACCUCUCACAGGGAUCAGAACCCAAGAAGCAAUACCGCUCUACACCUAGGGCUACAUCCUCUUCUGUUAAGAAAACACUGCUCUACUGAGGGUCCAACACAGCCAUGGAGACUACACUGCCUGAGCAAGUCAAUGCACACUUACUCAGACAUUUCAAAAGAGCAUGAGACAGUACAAGGGUAUUAUUAAAGUGAAGUGACAUGGUAUUUAGCAGACACCGUUAUCCACACAGAUUCUUAACGACGGGUUCAAGAUGCUCCACCACAUCCAUAGUAUGCUGUGAAUUAAAUGUAAAUACAUGUACUGUACAUACUGUAUAGAAUCAAUUGUCUAUUUGUUUGUUUUUAUUUUAUCUUCAUUUUUCUAUCUAUUCUAUCUUUCUAUCUAUUUCUAUCUUUGUACAUAUUUUUUGUGUUCCAUUGUGCCUUGUUUUUAUGAUGUGUGCAAAGAAAAUAUACUGUACUAUGCCAUUUGAAAUCCUAUAAUUGUUUACCAAUUGUAAACAUAUUUGGAUGUUGACUAUUUAUUCUUAGUUCCAUCUUCACGAUGCAGGUAAUGUCACAGUCUUUUUUUCUGUGUGUAGGCCUUUGAAAUAGUUUACUUUUACAUGUCUCAAAUAAUCUUUUAAGAGUUCCCCUGAGAAAGACUUUUGUACAGCAUAUACUGUAUACCUUAAGAGACUGAGCACUUGUUUAAUUGAUUAGGGAUAGGCUAUACUGAUUCAACACUCACGAGUAAAAAAAAAGUUUUGUCCAUCUAUUAAAGUUGUCAUAUACUGUAUACACAUCCAGUCUUUAGAAAGCAAAAGUUCUACCAUGUUAUGUUUGCUUUUACACUGUUUUUGUUUUGUAACUCUAUUAUGGACUUUGGAUUUUUUAAAAUGUGUGGAUUAGCUAACUUCAUAUUAAUGUGAAACUGCUUUCAGCGCUUGGUCCUGGCAGGGGGUAUGAGGAGCUGCAUUGUUUCUCAUCGGUCUACCAGUAGAGUGUAGUUUGGUUGGAGGGAGAAGGUCAUGUAGUGGAUGGAUGUGUUCAUCUCUUACACUCUUAAAAUGAAUGUUUUGUUUUCAACACAUCUCUGUUUCCAGAUAGGGACAACACAGUUUGUUUUAAGAGUGUAGCAAGGUGAUUGCUGCCUCCUUUUUUGUUAAUUCAAAGUUACAUAGUGCAAUCAUAGUGUCAUCGAUUGAGAGUGUAUACUGUAUCUAGAACUCAUAUAAUGCAGAAAUAAAAACUGAGACAACACCCAUCCUUGAGUGAUAUGAGUCCAGUGGCUGUUGUUAACAAGUGCCCGUUUGUUCUGGCCAUGGAGGUAGGUCAGGGUUCAUGGAGUCUGUACUGUCCAGUGGUGACCUCUGUAAUGGUGAAAACUAUUGGGUUGGUCGUUUUUGUUCAUGAUUUUACAGAAGGAGCUCCCUCGGCGGCAGAUAAACACAGGGUCAUUAUGAAGACAAUAUGCUAUAUACGAUAGCAACUUUGAGGGAAAUUUGUUUUAUUUACUUACUUUACUUUUAAGUAAGUACGUUUGUAAAUAAGUAAGAAAGUCUUCUUUGAGGAGUUGAACAGCUGUAUAUGGGAACAAAAGACUGUCCUAUGAGCAUGACAGUGAUGGGAGUCCGACACUGAACAUGCUUCUCUGCCUGGUGAAUGUGCUGUGUAAGAGUUGCUGCUGUUGUCUAUAUGACAGCAUCUUGUUCAGGGACCCUUUGAUGUUAAGGACCCUAGCUCAGUGCCAGCAACGGAGCAACAGCAGCAGCUUUCCAGUCCAGUCCAGUCUAUCCUGUCGCUCUGUGUCCCUCUUCCUAAUGCUGCCUCUUC